GGCAGAAUUUUUCAAUGACGGUUACGAUAAUUGGAGGUCAUCAAUGCCGUAGAACCCAAGUACUACCAGAGCUAAAUCAGCUCCCAACUUUUCCGGUUACUUCAAUUCUUGUGGCCAAUUGAUAAAUUAUGAAGUUCGAAACCAUAUAACCUCAAUUGAAAUCAACAACCCAUUCACAACCCUCUCAAUCGCUUUCCUCUUACCCCGCAGCCAUAUCAAUUAUCAUCACCUCAAAAUGUCUACUCCAAUGAGAGGCAUGCUCCGCACCCUACGUCCGGCAUCUGCUUUCCGCACAUUUGCCCCCUCAACCCGACGAUCGUUCAUAACUCUCCCCGGCAGCGAACCGCAAAUUCUAACCGAAAAGCGAAUCCUGCCCUACAAAUCUUCAUCCCUCUACAGUCUAAUCGCCGACGUGGACAGCUACUCGACCUUCGUCCCCUACUGCACCUCUUCCGUUGUAACUAAAUGGUCCGCACCCGAUUCCACUGGGAAAAAAUGGCCCGCUGAAGCAAAUCUCACCGUUGGCUGGGCCGGCGUUGAAGAAACCUUCACUUCCAAGCUUCUCUGCGUUCCUGGCACUAUCGUCGAAGCACUCGGUGGGGAUGCCGCAACUUCCAUUCCUGAAUCCAACGUUCCUCAUCAUUCGGAAACAUACCAUAAGUCCGCUUCUGCCAACAGUAUAUUUCAAAGUCUCAAUACGCGCUGGUCAUUGAAGCCUUUCCAUUACAAACCACCGAGCGGACAGCCACAAACUGAUAAGACGGAACACGAUGCGAGAGAACAAACGGAGGUGAACUUGGUAAUCGAAUUUCAGUUUGCGAAUCCUUUAUACACGGCGUUGAGUAAAGCGGUUGCACCUCAGGUAGCACCAAAGAUGAUUGAGGCGUUUGAGUUGAGAGCUAGAAAGUUGUUGGAUGGGCCUGGGGCGGGUAAGGUUGAUAACAAGACAUCAUUAGGCCAUGCAUUUGAUACAGCUAAGAAACUCGGUGCUUAAAAUGGGGGAUUAGAUUCAUUUGAUGAAAAUUAUAGAGUCAUCGUGUUCUGAAUAUACUGUACUAUAUAAUGACAAUUCUCAAGGCGAUAAACUCGUUGUAUUAUUAGUUGCGCUGCUGCAGGGCAAUAUUAUUGAAAAAUGGUUCCGUCUCACCAUAUUAAAUGAGACCAAUUCAAUGCUUCAAUGCUUCAUACGAAUACUGGUGUA
Messenger RNA from Botrytis cinerea B05.10, 1201 nucleotides. RefSeq names its product Bccoq10 (gene Bccoq10). The transcript has a single exon. Gene Ontology annotation, biological process: ubiquinone biosynthetic process; cellular respiration. The record is from RefSeq and is a predicted model, not a curated record. Gene Ontology annotation, molecular function: ubiquinone binding. Lineage: Eukaryota; Fungi; Ascomycota; Leotiomycetes; Helotiales; Sclerotiniaceae. The coding region runs from base 236 to 994 and encodes 252 amino acids. Gene Ontology annotation, cellular component: mitochondrion.